Molecule: messenger RNA, 2514 nt
Organism: Sphaerodactylus townsendi
Lineage: Eukaryota; Metazoa; Chordata; Lepidosauria; Squamata; Sphaerodactylidae
Gene: CCN2
Product: cellular communication network factor 2
Exons: 5
Coding region: 29-1519 (496 amino acids)
Biological process (GO): signal transduction; cell adhesion
Cellular component (GO): extracellular region; extracellular matrix
Molecular function (GO): heparin binding; integrin binding
Source: RefSeq, a predicted model, not a curated record
UGGUGGUGGGAAGAAUCCGGGCUGGACGAUGGAGAAAACUCCCUUUCUCGCUAGUGGAAAGACAGCGCCUUUUUUGUGCGUUGAAGUGCGCCAGCUUUUUCAGACGGGAGGAAUGCGGAGUGUCAAGGGGUCAGGAUCAAUCCGGUGUGAGUUGAUGAGGCAGGAAGGUGGAGAAGAAUGUCAGGAAUGUCGCUGUUUGUGUAGGACUCCAUUCAGCCGAUUGGCGAGUCCCGGGCGCCUGGAGGGUAUAAAAGCAGCCCGGGCUGCCUGCUGGAGCCUCAGACAACAAUCGUUCGGCUUGCUGACGGACGGAAAGAGAGAAAACGGAGGCACUUUUCAGACAACCGCCCAGCCGAGCCGUCCCGUAGCACAGCAGCUCCCACGCCAGCUAACCAACCUUCCCCGCACUCGCCAGGACAGGACGAGCGGCUUCAGCCAGAUCGCACGCCGCUUUUUACAGCCCCCGAGCAUGCUGGCAAAGAUGGGACUCGGCAGCUUGGCCUUGGCGCUCCUCGUCGCCCUCGUCGGCCGGCAGGUGGCCGGCCAAGACUGCAGUGGGCAAUGCCAGUGUCCGCCGGCGCCUCCCGAGUGCUCGCCCGGGACAAGCCUGGUGCAGGACGGCUGCGGCUGCUGCCGGGUGUGCGCCAAACAGCUGGGCGAGCUGUGCACCGAGCGGGACCCCUGCGAUCACCACAAAGGGCUCUUCUGCGACUUCGGGUCCCCCGUCAACCGCAAGAUCGGCGUCUGCACCGCAAGAGACGGUGCCCCAUGCGUGUUUGGAGGCAUGGUGUACAGGAGCGGGGAGUCCUUCCAGAGCAGCUGCAAGUACCAGUGCACGUGCCUCGAUGGGGCAGUGGGCUGCGUUCCUCUCUGCAGCAUGGGUGUCCGCCUGCCUAGUCCUGACUGCCCUUACCCUCGAAGAGUAAAGCUUCCAGGCAAAUGCUGUGAAGAAUGGGUGUGUGAUGAACCCAAGGACAAGGAGCAGACUGCAGUUGGACCUGCUCUUGCUGCAUAUAGACUAGAAGACACUUAUGGACCUGACCCGUCAUUGAUGCGUGCCAAUUGUUUGGUCCAGACCACUGAAUGGAGUGCCUGCUCAAAGACAUGCGGAAUGGGCAUCUCCACCAGAGUCACCAAUGACAAUGCCUACUGCAGGUUGGAGAAGCAAAGCAGGCUGUGCAUGGUGAGACCAUGUGAAGCAGACCUGGAAGAGAGCAUCAAGAAAGGCAAAAAGUGUAUUCGUACUCCCAAAAUUUCGAAGCCUAUCAAGUUUGAGCUGUCUGGCUGUACCAGUGUGAAGACAUACCGAGCCAAGUUCUGUGGUGUCUGUACUGAUGGGCGUUGCUGCACCCCCCACAGAACCGCCACUCUCCCCGUGGAGUUCAAGUGUCCCGAUGGUGAGGUUAUGAAGAAGAGGAUGAUGUUCAUCAAGACUUGUGCAUGCCACUACAACUGCCCUGGGGACAAUGAUAUCUUUGAGUCUGUGUAUUACAGGAAGAUGUAUGGAGACAUGGCAUAAAGCCAAAUAAGGGACUCUUAAACUUGACUGUCAACUUGAACUGAAAAUUGCAUCUCAUUUUGUAAAACCUGAUUCAAUAGCACAAGUUAUUUAAGUAUUUUUUUAAAAUCAAACUGUUUCAUGUGACUUAAGACGAAAGUGUCUACUGACCCCAAACUUUGGUUUGAAGGAAAAAAAAUAAGAUGGACAGUAAGGAACCACAGAAAAAAAAACUGUGCCUCAGAAUAGAGUGUACUAUUUAUGGGGAUGAUAUUUAGGGAUUGCUGAAGGAGAUGUGCACUCUCAGAUGUAGUGCAAUUUAAAAAGACCCUUAGCAACUUUACCAACACUUUGCUUCUGUGCUGGUAAUUGGUGGACUGGAACACCUCACCCAGCAAGGUGCUAAGUAAUGAUGUCCUGUUAGUCAGAACUAACUGCUUUUUGAAGUUCUGAUUCAAGUGCUUUCUUUCAAAUUGAAUUGGUCUUGUGUGUGUUAGACUGGACAGCUUGUACAGUGAACUUCCCUGUUACAAGCCAGAUUUUUUUCUAAUAUUGUAAAUAUUGUAUGUGUAUAUAUAUAAAUAUAUUUUGUACAGUUAUCUAAGUUAAUUUAAAGUUUUAUUGCCUUUUGAAAUGCUUUGAUACAUCAGUGUUAGCCUCUACCUUUCAUUUUUAAUGGCUUGUCUGAUCCCAUACAUUCAACCAUUGAAAUAGAUAAUAUGUUCAGUUAAUGGGUGGGGGGAAUAGUGAACUGAAUUGAUGAAUUACUGAAAAAGUACCCUCACAUCCUUUGGAAGCAUUUCAUCUAAUUUGGGGGUAAGAAGGGCUUUAAUGGCUCCAAGUUAAGAAUAGCAGUUCAUUGAUCAACUACUAAUCUUUCCACCUGGGAACCUUUUUUCUUUCUUUGACCGUGGCUGUUUUGGGGACAGUUUAUUACACGUUGAGAAAUGUGACCAAAAGUUACAUGUUUGCACCUUUCUAGAAAAAAAAUAAAGUAUUUUUAUUUUUUAUAUAAA